AUGGGCGGUGGAGAUAAACUGUGGAGAGCGAUUGCAAAGUUGGGAGUUUCCAGUGGGACUUCAAACAAGGAUUACAGGAGCCUUGUAAAGGAGAUGGAUAUUGCUGAGAAGGGUAGAUUGGCAAUAGGGAAGGAAACAAAGUUAGGUUCUAUCUCUGAAGCUAUGGCAGGUAACUGCUGGGGCCAUGGGGACGUCGGGUUCUCGUAUUCUGCUUCGAAUGGCGCAUCAGGGGGUCUUUUAAUCUUAUGGAAUCCUGGUUCAGUGGAGGUGGUAUGCAGUUUCAAGGGAGAGGGUUACCUAGGGGUCAAGGUAAGAUGGAAGAAUUUCAUUUACUACAUUGUGAACAUAUACUCUCCUUGUUCUUUUGCGGCGAAACGUAGCUUGUGGAUGAAUCUUUUGAAGAUAGUAGGUGGGGAUGGAGAGUGGAUUUUCGGGGGAGAUUUCAACGCUGUGAAAACCAAAGAGGAGAGAAGGGGUUGUUCGGUUCUGGAUAAUAGGAGAGAAUGGGUUGAAUUUUCAGAUUUUAUUGACAGAAGCGAUUUAUCUGAUAUUCCUUGCCGUGGAAAGAAAUUCACUUGGUUUAGCGGAGACGGCAAGUCUAAAAGUAGGAUUGACCAUUUUCUUGUGGCGGACGCUACUAUGGAUAGAUGGGGGGUAGUUGGUCAGUUUGUAGAUUUGAGAGAUAUAUCCGAUCAUUGCCCCAUUUGGAUUAUGGUGGAAAAGUCCAAUUGGGGCCCGAAACCUUUCAGGUCCAAUAACGAAUGGUUUUCCCAUAAAGAUUUCUUGCCGUUUGUGGAGAAAGAAUGGCUAGCGUUGUCGGUUGAAGGAAGGGGCGAAUUUGUGCUUAAAGAAAAAUUGAAGUUGUUAAAAUCUAGGCUCAAGUGGUGGAACAUUAACAUUUUCGGGAGGAUAGAGUUGGAGAUGCAGGAAGGGAUCAAGGAUAUGAACGCUAUGGAUGAAUGGGAUGCCGAGACCAGUAUUCCUAUGGAUCCCGAAGUAGUGACAUCGAAAAGGAAACUAUCUAGUAGCAAGUUUUGGUUGAAUUUGAAGAUCAAGGAGAAUAUGCUUAUCCAAAAAUCGAGAUUGAAUUGGCUCAACGAUGGUGACAACAAUAGCAAAUUUUUCCAUUCGGUAAUGAAAGGAAGGAGGCGCCUUAAUCACAUUGGUCCCUUAGUGACUCAAGCGGGUAUGAUAGAAUCGGUGGAAGGGGUUAGAGAAUAG
Molecule: messenger RNA, 1221 nt
Organism: Vicia villosa (hairy vetch)
Lineage: Eukaryota; Viridiplantae; Streptophyta; Magnoliopsida; Fabales; Fabaceae
Exons: 2
Coding region: 1-1221 (406 amino acids)
Molecular function (GO): catalytic activity
Source: RefSeq, a predicted model, not a curated record